UGUCAACAUGAGUUGUUUUGCUGACAUACAGUGCGUUUGUGAGAAAAAGUAAGUUCAGUGUCAAGAAAAUGUUUACAGUGUGGAAAGCACUUGAAGUAUGGGCUCAAACUCAGAAUGAACGAACAAUAAAGAUGAGGUACUUAAAUGAUACUCCCACAUAACCAGAAUUUUUGUCACCCGAACUGUCAUUGUUUUGAAAUGUGAACGGUAUGUAGUCGUUACAAAAGAUGCUAAAAUGUCGCUCUCCAGGCUACAAAAUAUUAUUUACAAACCCGGUGACUCUUACAAGAAGUCUCAUUACCAUACGAUGAUGAAUUCAUUGUUAAGAAUCGUUAGUCAUGUUUCUAAAGUGCAUCAACAAAGUUGUUGUCAAUUGUAAACAAAGGACGAAAUGACUUUCGUUAUCGAGGAAAGGCUUUGUUUGUGGCUUUUGCUGCUUUUAUUGAUUGGAGCAAGAGAAUUUAAUUGUUUCCAGAACGUAUCAGUUUGUGGAACAUUAUGUCGAUGUUCGAAACUCCAUGUGCAAGUACCUCCAUUCACAACGGAAGACGGCCUGAAGCUGAAAUGUGGCGGUGAAACAAGGAUAUCUUCCCUAGGAGAGCUUCGGUUCGAUAACAUCUUUAGCAAAAUCAUUCAACUGAAUCUCUCAGGAAAUGAUAUAACGGAAAUACCAUCUGGAAUUUUUUCAACUCUUCAAAAUUUGCAGAAACUGGAUCUGAGCCGCAACUUCAUUUUUAAAGUGGAAAGUGGAGCAUUCAUGAAUUUAACUAACUUGAAACGUUUAGAUUUGUCUGCAAACAGACUAGGGAGAAUUGACUACACUGUUUUUGAUGGACUUGAAAAUUUAGAGAAGUUGAAACUUAAUCAGAACCGCCUAAUGAGGAUACGUGAGGGGACAUUUGAUAACUUAUUUGCCUUAAAGCAGUUGGACAUCUCGGACAAUCCGUUACACUGUGACUGCCAAAUGAGCUGGAUUUUGACAUGGGCUCAGAAUAUGUCAGUGAAGAUUUCACCAAUGGCCAAAUGUGAUUCACCAGGAUCAUUAAAAGGCCAUUUACUACGAAAACUUCAGCCAGACACAGACUUUCCUUGUGAUGUUCAGUCAUCGGAUCUUCUUGAAUUGCAACCUUCUCAUGAUCAGGUUGUAUUUGAAGGAGACUCCUUGCAACUACGAUGUCGUGCUCCCAGCAUCACCCAAGACAGAGGUGUCACUUUUAUUACUUGGAUCAAGGAAAGUACUACUACAUCAAAUACAGACUCUCUUAUAGAAAGCAGCAUGUUGCAGGAUUCGGGUCUUGUUGAAAGCUCACUUGACAUUCAACACCUGUCUCAAGAACAUAGUGGACAAUGGAACUGCAUUUUGGUGUCCGAUCAAGGAAAUCAGACACAAGCAAUUACUUUAAUUGUAAUAUCAAAAGAAACUAAAUACUGCCCCCAGACAGUAACAUCUAACAACAAAGGGGUGUACAUAUGGCCCAAAACUGUUGUGGGUCAUACAGUAGUAGUAGACUGUCAGGGAGAGCAGAUCAAGGGCCAUGGAAGUGGACCUCAGCAAGCACACCACAACUGCACCAUUGAUGGGCAGUGGGAUGCCCUCGAUACUUCUGCUUGUCCAUAUACUAGCCACAUCACUAAUGUGCUUGAGCAAUUUUCAAAGGCAAAUCUGAGUCUUCCAAAAACCGGUAUACUGGAGAGUGCAAGAAGACUCCGGAAUUUUACAGGGGAUGGUAGACAGCUGAAAGAUAAAAUGGACAUAGUCUUUAUUUCCAGAACUAUUAACAACUAUCUUAGCUAUGUCCCCAAGGAGAAAGAAUUAGGAGCGGUGUUGCUUGAUAUAGUGAGCUCCUUGAUGAACCUACCAAAACCACUAAUGGCAGCAGCUCAGGUGGAAAAUGGAACAUGCACAAAUUUGGUUUCUGCCGUAGAGGUUCUAGCAGAAUCAGUUCCAAUGCCUUCCCAUAAGUCAAAUCUUGCUGUAGAAAAAUUUCCUUUCAAGAAAGAAGAUUUCCCUGGUAUGACUUGUCGUUGGUAUGACCACAGUGGAAAAGUUCCUAAUCGACUUUUUAUUUGUUCAACGAGCAACAGCACAAGCUUUUUGGAAUCCAAGGUGAUCGAAGCUUCUGUUCAGGUUCCCAGUACACUCUUUUACCAGCUGGAAAAACAAGGACACUCAGUUACAUCAUCCAGGCAGCUACUUGUGUCCGUCUUCGAAAAUAACUGGCUUUUCCCUAGCAUACCAUUCAAUUCGUCUCGCCCAGAAAGAGAUAUUACAUCAUGUGUCAUUGGUGCCAAAUUAGCGGGAAUAGAGGUGGCAAAUUUAACAGAACCUGUUUAUGUAAUGCUACGUGCACCCUUGACUGGAGAUUCUCCCAAACCAGCAUGGUGGAACCCUCACAUGAAUGAAGGAGCUGGUGGCUGGUCUACAAAGGGCUGCCAGCUAUCACACCUUCUGCACGGCCUCCUUGUCUUCCAGUGUGAUCGUCUCGGGUACUUUGGACUGUUGCAGAAGACUGACAAUGCAUAUGAUAGUGUGGACAGACUUCCAGGAGCCAAAUUUCGAUAUUCACAUCCCACAAUAUAUUUUGGAAGCUUUGUGAAUGUAAUCUGCUUAGUGACAACAAUUGUGACUUAUAUUGUUUGCCAUGAGUCAAUCCAGAUGUCAAAAAAAUCCAAGCAUUCCCUUGUAAAUACAUGGAUAGCUAUGGCUGUUCUUUGCUUUCUGUUCAGCAUAGGCAUCUAUCAAACUGAAGACAUCAAAAUCUGUCAAAGUGUAGGCUUGUUGCUACACUAUCUUACUCUGUGCUCAUUGCUGUGGAUGGCUGUCAGUAUAAGUCACAUCCACAAGCGUCUGUCCCGCUCUCCAGAAACAACAGACACAGUUAAUGCAGCUGACGAUGAUGGAUUGCCGUCAGAGGGACCAGUGCCAGAGCCAUUGCUGGGCCUUUACUUGGUUGGAUGGGGCGUUGCACUCAUAGUGUGCGGCAUUUCGGGUGCUGUAAAUCUACGAGAAUACGCUGGACGGCGUCGCUGUUUCCUCUCAGGUGGACCAGCCCUAGGGGCAGUAGCUGUGCCAUGCUGUGCUUUGGUGUUGUUGCUGGCUGUCUUGUUGGCUUUGGCUGCAAGGGCAGCAUCUGCUCGCACAGUAGACAGUGAUCCUGGUGAAGGCACUCAAGCGACUGAGAAUCUUGACUUAGAGACACUAACACCUCCACCUCCAGCAGCUGCUGACAGGGACAGUUAUCACAGUGAAGAUACAAGCGAGGCAGAAGAUGGUGAACGUCCUCCUGCAGCCCAAGUGCGUGCACACGCAGUGACACUUGUACUGUUUUUAAUUGCGUGGGGAUCUGCUGCUGCUGCAACUGUCCACCCUAUUCCUGGAUUUCUGCGACAAGAAGCCUUGUUUGGCACACUGUUUGGGUUUUCAGCAGCUGCUCUCGGAUUAUUUGUUGCCACGUUUUAUUGUGUUGGUCGUCGUGAUGUACGUACGUGCUGGGCUGAGCUCAGAUAUGGCGAAGUUGUGGGACAGGCAGAUGUGGGGCGCAGAAAUACUUCCACUCACUGUUGUCGAACCCGCUCAGUUUCUGAUACUGCUCCAGUGCCUGUCCCGCAAGCAACACUCACCAGUGUGUCAGCAGCCACACCAGUUCCAAAAAUAAUAGAAGCCAAUGGUGUUGCUGCACAGACUCUUGCUCGAACAGACAACAAGCGAGGAUUGGCAAGUGUCAAUGUCGUCUUAUUGCCAAGGCAGCCUGCCCAAUAUGUUAUAGCAGCCGGAGCAGCAAGUGAUCCUCCAGGUGGCAUUAAUGAAAAUGCUGAGAUGUUCUACAAUCCACGUCAGAGCACUGUAGCGAGAAAGUUUUUUCGGAAACAGCGCCGCCAUGCUGCAGGAUUGGCAGCCCGCAGGUCUGCAGGUGCCGGGGUGGCCAGUGAUACUGAUACAAGGGCUGAGAGUGCUGUUUUCCUAUCAUCUGACAUGGAGAAUGCAAGUAGCAAUGUUGCAGCCAGUCUGCCACGCAUUGACUACUCAUGGCCAACUGCCCAUUCUAAACGACAACGUACCACAGCCACCAAUGGUGCUCUUAGUGCAAGCAGUGAUGAGUAUGGAGUGGGUGACCGCCUGGGACCUCCACUUGAGAGACUAGUGAUAGGUGCAGAAGAAGCAGCCAUGCAAGGACAAGUUGAUGACGCUGGACCAAGUGAAGCUACCUGCUCCCAAACUCGAGCGGGUAUUUGUCCAGUGCCAGAAGUGGAGGAGCCAACAGCAUCUUCAGCUGCUGAUCUCAGUGAAUCAGUAGAUGAUGAUAUGCAUAGACAUUGUAAAUCACCAGGCAGUACUCAGGAUAACGCUUCUGUGUCUGGUGGUGAAUCGCUUAUAUGUGGAACUGGCAGUGGACCGCUUGGUGCAGCAUUUGACACUGAUGAUUGCAGGACUGAUGGUGAACGCUCAAGUUGGAGGGAAGAAGAAUCAGAGCUGGGCUCUGAAACAGUGCCCGAGAGUAGCACACAUCUCACAGACAGUAUGGAUUCAGUUUCAGUGUCUGUUUCCGCAUCUGUCUCUGACAUUCUACGUUUGACUGUUUCUGUUCCUACUGAGACUGAAUUUGAUCCCAGCAGUUAUAUUUCUCAUGGGAAGGAACAACAUUGUAGGCAUUUCAGUGAUGACAGUACAGUAAGAGAUUCAUUAGCCAUUGUACCUAUUGUAACAAAUGGAGACAGAGACUCCUUAAUGGGAAUAGCAGCUGGACUGGAGACUUUGUGUUGCAAUGGUGAUGAGAGUACAGAUUUUGAUGAUCAACUUGUAAAUAAAAAAGAGACUAGUGUGUAAGGAUGAAAGCACCUGUAGAGACCCUUGAUGGCCUUAACUGAAUAUCUUCACAUUAGUGUACCAUUGGUAUGUAGGGCAAACAUCGCAAAUUAGGUGUCCUUAAAUAAAAAUAGUAGACAGUCAAACAAAACUUCCUGCAUGUAAACUUACACUGUCAUUUACAAAGUUACAGAAGUUUUCUGACAAAUAUUUGUUUUCCAAAUUAAAAUAAUUUUAAAGAAAUAGUGCCAUCAUGCAUAUAUAAUCUUGAGCUGCUUAUGAUAUAGUAUGGCUCUUAAUAUCUGACAAAAAUGCACAGUUUAUCAAAUGUUCCAGAGAGCUUUGUGGCUAGUUCCUAGCUCAUAGAGAUGACAGUCACUCAUUCACUGAUAUGAAAGUGUGCAUCUAUUAAUUAUGCCAAGAGAUUGAAACUGCAGUCAAAAUUUAAAUGAAAUAGUACAAAAUAUUUACAAUUUAUUUGUGUCAUUUUUUUAACAUACAAAAAUGCCCACACAUAUGUAGAAAGCAUGUCAACAGUCUUUUAACAUUUUACAUAUAAAAUUUCAGCACAAUGAAAUACGUACCUGAAGGCUCAUACAGAGCCUGUGUGUCACCUGCCCUGCAAUUAUCGAUACUGUUGCAAGUGUGUGUGUGAGUGUAUCAAGUUUUUCUGUAUUGAAGUAAGUGUGGCAUGUCUUGCCUUUGUUAUUCUGAUGUUUAUAUAAUUUUGAUAGAUGAUGAAGCUGUCAUUUAUAUGAAAUACAUCGUAUGAACUGAAUUGUACAGAGUAAGUUAUGCACAAUCAUGUACAAAAUAUCGCUGACUGAAAAUAUUACUUAUGGUGUAAUACUGUAAUUUAUUCUGUUAUUAGAAAUGAGUUUGUAAUGUAAAAUUUUUUACUUUGCCAGAGAGAUUUUUUGAUAAACAGCUGUGAUGAGUGGCAUAAAAUGUUA
Molecule: messenger RNA, 5757 nt
Organism: Schistocerca serialis cubense
Lineage: Eukaryota; Metazoa; Arthropoda; Insecta; Orthoptera; Acrididae
Gene: Remo
Product: adhesion G protein-coupled receptor A3
Exons: 20
Coding region: 392-4825 (1477 amino acids)
Biological process (GO): G protein-coupled receptor signaling pathway; cell surface receptor signaling pathway
Cellular component (GO): plasma membrane
Molecular function (GO): protein binding; G protein-coupled receptor activity
Source: RefSeq, a predicted model, not a curated record